AUGGCUGUUACUGAACGCAGUGUCGUAGAAACCAUGGCGAAGUUCACUUAUAUUUUAAUACUACUUUAUCUUCUGAAAACUAGUUUCGCCAAAGACUGUGCCGAUAAUAAAAAAACACCAGAAUAUUUCACGUGGUUGAAAGAACUUUUGAAAGAUAUACUGUCUUGCAGUACAAGAACGCCUCCACCAGGAAACACAACCAUUGAUAUCGUUAUGAAUGUGGAAAGCUACAGUUUUCAAACUGAUAAAGAAGUGUUCACAGCUCAAACGGCUUUAAAUAUAAACUGGGUAGACGAACGACUAAAGUGGGAUCCAGACAAAUACCACGGUAUCAAAGAAAUAGAAGCAGACCCAUUCUUAGCAUGGCAUCCAGAGAUUGAACUGAUCAAUGUGGCAGAUUACUUUAACUCUGAAAUGACAACGUUAUUCUUUUGUUCUAUCCACAAUACGGGACUUAUUACCUGUCGGCACAAAGUGCUCCAUGAAACAUGGUGUGGCGUCAAACUGACCAACUGGCCUUACGACGUUCAAGAAUGCAGUUUGGAAUUUGGCCAUGAGUAUAUGAGUAAAGAAAAUUAUACAUAUAAACUUAGAGCAUCUAUAUCGGAAGAAUACUCAGCUGGAUGGCACGUUUCUGAAUUGAAACAAGAGGACAAUGCUGGUGGCAGACCAGGAGUAGCAGUGACCUUUGUUUUGGUACGGGAAGCGGCUGGCUUGUCUGCAAUCUUUAUGUACCCGGCCUUAGUGUUAACAGUGCUUAAUGUUUUAUCACUAUUCUUAGAUGUGAGACGUGAUCUGUUCAAUGGAACGACUGGUGGUGCAAGGGAGGAUAGAGGGUCAGCGUCUUCGUGGUCGGUCACUAAUUAA
Messenger RNA from Spodoptera exigua (beet armyworm), 867 nucleotides. The record is from the annotation of a GenBank genome assembly. NCBI's taxonomy places the organism in Eukaryota, Metazoa, Arthropoda, Insecta, Lepidoptera, Noctuidae.